Messenger RNA from Cylicocyclus nassatus, 1449 nucleotides. The record is from the annotation of a GenBank genome assembly. Lineage: Eukaryota; Metazoa; Nematoda; Chromadorea; Rhabditida; Strongylidae.
AUGCCAGCGACCUCAAACUGGUCACGACGUGACGAAAUGACCUCUAGAGUUUGGGUUCCGAUCGAUCCGGUGGAGCCGAGAAUGAUGACCUUCUUCACCCUGCCAACGCGCUCGAGCAGGCCGGGGCUCACCCCCACCGGCUCGUCGUCCGCCAGCACGGUCAGGUCGUUGGUCGACGACGUCGGGGCUCCAUGGAGCCCCGACGUCCCGAGUUUGGCCUACUCCUGCUCGAAGACAUUCACCUCAGCUGCCGUCGGCAUCGCCGUGAAUCGGGGAGCUUUCGGAUACGACGACACUUUGGCCGAUCUGUGGCCGCAGGCCUGCACAGCCAACACCGGGCCAGUAGCGAAAUCCAUGACGGUUCGCAAUGCCCUGUCCAUAUCGACCGGUCACUCCCCAGAGCAGCUCCUCGAACCAACUCUGGUGUCCCGCCGUCUGCCCGAUCUCAACACCGCCCGGAUCCUGCUAGCGACCGAGCCGGAAGGCCGUCCCGGUAUCGACUUCGCCUACAACAAUCUGGCCACUUGGAUGCUUUCUCGGCUCGUUGCUCAACACACCGGCGAGGACGUCGACACCAUCAUCACCAAGGAGGUUCUCGACCCGAUCGGGGCGGGGCCACACACCUGGGUCCGUGACGCCGACGGCAUCCCGAUGGGGUUCUCAGGACUGCAUAUUGACGCCGAAGACCUCUCUCUGUUCGGCCAGCUUCUCCUCGACGAUGGGGUGCAUGAGGGCGCCCGUCUACUACCCGAGGAGUGGAUCAGGCAGCACCGUGUCCGUCAAGUCAAUUGCGACAGCGAGACCGAUCCGGAAUGGGGAAUGGGGUAUGGCUGGCAGACAUGGAUGUCAAGCCAUGGGUACCCUCUGGACGGAGCCUUCGGCCAGUAUGUCCUCAUCGUCCCCGAGGUUGACGCCGUCAUCACUAUGACAAACGAGGCCAGUGAAGGCCCUGGUGACAAGCAGGCCAUUCUCCAAGCUGUCUGGGACCACCUCCUGCCUGCCUUAGCGGAUGGAUUCCAGCCACAGCCUGAAGAAAUCGUGCGCACUGUGCCCACCGUGACUGGAGAAUUCGACUCGGCAAGAUCGGUGCAGGGAAUCGCCCCUGAUGGGUCAUACAUCGUCGUCUCCCCGCACAAGGAGAGCAGGGCCUGGGCGAUGUCGUGGCGCUGUCCGGGCACCUCCAGCCAUCCCACCGACGAAACCCUCGAAAUCGCCGUGGGCUACGAGGAAUGGCAGACCUCCCACUGCCGGGUCGGUGACGAUGCCAUCGAUAUCGCGACCAGCGGCGGGUGGCAGGACGAGACCUUCGUAGCAAGACUGUGCGUCAUCUCAACCCCUCACACCUUCACCUUGCGAAUGAUCCCGGAGGCGACGACGACCGAGUGGGACAACGAACCACUCAACCCUGGUGGUUUGCUGGGCCUGGUGCACCCGGAGCUACGACGAUGA